This is a messenger RNA of Colletotrichum destructivum, 1011 nucleotides long. RefSeq names its product Putative fungal transcription factor. The transcript is spliced from 4 exons. The record is from RefSeq and is a predicted model, not a curated record. Bases 1 to 1011 code for a protein of 336 amino acids. Lineage: Eukaryota; Fungi; Ascomycota; Sordariomycetes; Glomerellales; Glomerellaceae.
AUGGAGCGCAUGAGACAGACAACGAGCCUCAGGGCCGCACUGAGAGGUACCGGCGUGGGCGGGCCCGUUUUCGGGGCCGAGGACCUGCGGUUCUUCCAACACUUCCUGCUGGACGCGACGCCCGGGUUACCUAUCGGCGGCGAAGGAGUCUGGAGAGACGUCGCGAGGAUGGCGCACGAGUACGACUUCCUCCUCCACGCGCUCCUAGGUCUGGGCGCCUCGAGCCUUGCGCUGACCCGGGACGCGCGUCUCGCCCGGCCGGCGCUGAGCCACCGCGUCCGCGCCAUCCGCGCUCUGAACUUGAAGCUCUCAUGUGGCGGGCGGGGACGGUCACUCCGGGGCGCCGACGGGGACGCGGCGUUUGCGGCCAUCAUGGCGCUCACAUUUCAGGCGGGACACAUGACGGAGGGCAUGGUUGACUUUCUGUGGAUGGUCAGGGGCUGCCAUGUCCUCGUUCGAGACGUCCGCAUUCCGUGGGUUGUCGACGCCGAAGCACGUCGAGGGAUGCAAGAGGAUGGCCCUGUCGCGAGGCGGCGCGAAGGGGCUUGCCGACGGCAAGAGGAGCCUAUGGAGAUCUUUGAGGGGUUCGAAGCGAGCCUCAGGAACCUGGCGCCGCUGUGCGGGAGCGUCAUCGAAGUCGAGUAUCUGGCCGGCCUGAAACAGGUUGCGGCCCUCUUCCGUACAGAGUCGGACGACGCCUACUACGCGUUUGCCAUUGUCCAGAACCGCUACGGCGAGAUGAGCCAUGAGGACCUUCUUCUCUUCAGCUCUCCGACGAACCACGCCGCGCGCCUCGUCCUCGCGCACCUCUUCCUGAUGGACUACCUCGUCGCCAUGCUGGGUUACGGCACCUCACGGGGCAGCGGCGCCGUUGAGGUCUGGGGCCGGGUCACACUGGCGUGGCUGGAGAAAAUAGCCACAGGGCUGCCCGCGGAGGUGAGGAAGCACGCGGAGUGGCCUCUAAUGGUCGCGAGGAGGUGUACGUACGGUUCCGUGGCUGGGGUUUUCUAA